Messenger RNA from Dipodomys ordii (Ord's kangaroo rat), 909 nucleotides. Its product is annotated as putative olfactory receptor 14L1. Gene Ontology annotation, cellular component: membrane. Gene Ontology annotation, biological process: G protein-coupled receptor signaling pathway. The record is from RefSeq and is a predicted model, not a curated record. NCBI's taxonomy places the organism in Eukaryota, Metazoa, Chordata, Mammalia, Rodentia, Heteromyidae. The transcript has a single exon. Gene Ontology annotation, molecular function: olfactory receptor activity; odorant binding; G protein-coupled receptor activity. Bases 1 to 909 code for a protein of 302 amino acids.
AUGGGAUUCUCAGACUCUUUGCAGGAUCAGAUCAUACAUGGCAUUUUAUUUUUGCUAGUUUAUCUGGCAGCUCUUACAGGGAACCUGCUCAUCAUCGUGCUUACCACUCUGGAUGUCCACCUACAAACGCCAAUGUACUUCUUUUUAAGAAACUUGUCUUUCUUAGAUUUUUGCUAUAUUUCUGUCACUGUUCCUAAAUCAAUUGUCAAUUCCUUUACUCACAAUACUUUCAUCUCUUUCUUUGAAUGUGCUCUGCAAGUAUUCUUUUUCAUGGACUUGGCUUCCACUGAGACGGCCAUUCUUACAGUGAUGUCCUAUGACCGCUAUGUGGCCAUCUGCCGGCCUUUACACUAUGAGGUCAUCAUGAACCAAGGUGCCUGUGUCAAGAUGAUGACCAUAUCAUGGCUCAGUGGCGCGAUCUCGGGGUUCUUACAUGUGACAUCUACUUUCUCCUUACCAUUCUGUGGGUCCUAUACAAUUCAUCAUUUUUUCUGUGAUAUUCCACAGCUGCUAAGCCUCUUGGACUCCAAAGUGAUAAUCAGUGAGAUUAGAGUCAUGGUUUUUAUAACCAGUCUUGUGAUAAUCUGCUUUGUUUCAAUUACUGUCUCGUAUGUGUACAUUUUCUCCACCAUCUUGAGGAUUCCAUCCAAGGUGGGUAGAUCAAAAACAUUUUCCACCUGCAUUCCACACCUUGUGGUGGUGACACUCUUUCUAGUAUCUGGUAGCAUUGCCUAUGUGAAGCCAAUUUCAGAUUCCCCUUCCUUUUCAGACCUUCUCCUGCCUGUGUUCUACACAGUUGUACCUCCCACCCUGAAUCCCAUCAUCUACAGUCUGAGGAAUAAAGACAUGAAGGCAGCUCUCAGAAGGCAGCUUGCUAAAGGAAAUUGGGUCAGGGACUCAUAUUCAUGA